This is a messenger RNA of Sphaeramia orbicularis (orbiculate cardinalfish), 2225 nucleotides long. RefSeq names its product tensin-4. The coding region runs from base 103 to 1812 and encodes 569 amino acids. Gene Ontology annotation, molecular function: protein binding. The transcript has 13 exons. Lineage: Eukaryota; Metazoa; Chordata; Actinopteri; Kurtiformes; Apogonidae. The record is from RefSeq and is a predicted model, not a curated record. Gene Ontology annotation, cellular component: focal adhesion.
UGAAAUGUUGAAGUAAAACAGUGAACCGUCCAAGAGUAACACAGCAUUUCCUCAGUGGAAUCCCAACCAAAGGAAAACAAGAGGACGCUGAGCUCUCCUAACAUGAUGCCUACACCUCAAGGCAUGAACCACAUGAUACCCAAGCACGUUCUGAGAGUGGGCCAAACAAUACGACUGGAUGAGCUGCAAGAGACCAGAGUGGAUGAGCCCAGCGGUAACCAUGGCGAUCCAGAUCUGGAUGUUUGCUUAGAAAAUCUCAACCAGCUCAUCCUUGAACUGGAUCCAACAUUUGAACCCCUCCGAAGCCCCUCAUGCAUCAGUCCUGCAGAUGAAGACGUGUCUGGCUGUGUCCUGGUCUCCAGAGGGUGUCCCCCCUGCCCCCCUCCCACCGUGGUCCAGUCUGUGUCCCCUAACAUUCCCAUCCCCACCCACAGCAGUCUCAGCUGCAGCCCCCAUGGCACACUGGUCUUCUCUGGCUCUCCUUCCUCCUCCCUUCCUCCGCUCCCAUGUGGAAGCGCACCUCGACGAAUUCCUGGACCAAAACAGGACGGAACCAUUUCCCAGGGUUCCCUGCGCUUGACUCACUCCAACAGAAACAGUGCUACCUCGCUCCUGUCCACGUCAACGUGCUCAGAUACCAGCUACAUCCUCGGCAGUAACCUGUCCUUGGCCAGUGAAGAUGCCGACUCUCCAGAGUCCGGUUCCAUCCUCGAAGAGUCUAGAACAAAUGCCAGGUACAGUCCAGACAAAACCUCAGCAGCAAAGCAGGAACAUUUCCAGGAGUUUCACAGUAAAGGCGUCCACAGCAGUCCUGCUUCACUGUCUGGGUCUUUGACCGACAUUCCCAUCCUUCUGGUCAAUGGUGCACCACAGCCAGACCUGCACCUCCUCCAGCCUGGACCAUCUCCUGGACCACAAACACACACCGGCUUCUCAAAGGCAUUUUCUUCUCACAGUCCAUUUCAUGCAAGUCAGCCCUCGAUGAAGUUUGUCAUGGACACGUCAAAGUUCUGGUUCCGUCCACAUAUCAGCAGAGCAGAAGCCGAGGUCCUGAUAAAAGACAAAGAACCAGGAACAUUUGUGAUUCGCGACAGCACCUCCUACAGAGGAAGUUUUGGUCUGGCCAUGAAGGUGGACCAGUCACCCACUGUGUUCUCUGCAAGUGCCUACCCAGGAGAAAGCAGUUCAGAUCUUGUUAGGCACUUUCUUAUUGAAUCAUCAGCCAAAGGUGUACGUAUUAAAGGCUCUUCUCAGGAACCAUACUUUGGUAGUCUAUCUGCCCUGGUUUACCAACAUACUAUCUGUGCUUAUGCUUUACCGUGCAAGUUAUUGCUCUCCUCCCAAGAGCUGGACAAAACAGAAGACAGGGCAAACACUAAGCCAGGGUCUGAUGACAAUAAUAAAACAGCUGCCAACUUCCUGUAUCUGAAUCUGGUUCCCACUGAGAUGCUGACGGGCCCCUGUGCAGUGCAGAGGGCGGUAUCCUCAACACUAGAGUCGACCACGGGCUCCUUCACGCCAACCAUAGUCAACAUGAAGGUGUCUUCAAAAGGUGUAACGCUGACUGAUAUCAACAGGAAGCUCUUCUUUAGACGCCAUUACCCUGCUCAGCUCCUCAGUUACAGUGGAGAAGAUCCAGAUGGUCGACGGUGGGUGAAAGGUUCAAGUUUUGAUGCCAGGAUGUUUGGCUUUGUGGCUAAAGGUAUUGAGGCUGGAGUGGAAAAUGUUUGCCACGUCUUUGCAGAGUACGAUCCCCUGCAGCCCUGCGCCAAAGUAAUAGAGUUUAUUCGAGCAGCCAUAGCCAAGCCAUAAGGGCACAGAGAUGGACACCUCACCUGGUAGGAUGAGAUGGUACUGGAAAACUGAAAAAAAACUGUUGUAAAUAUCAGGACGCUGGACUUGGAACAGACUUUAAGUCAAGAUCAAGUAAAAAUGCUUAAACAAAACUGAAAAUACAUGAAGCUUCUCAACCAAUUAAUUCAAAUACUGGAAAACAGCAUCUUAUGUGUUAUGUUAAAACAUGUUUGUCUUGAUUUUCAGAAGGAUUUAUCUGUAAACUGAGCAGAUAUAGGAGCUUUUUUUCUAGAAUAAAUGAAUGCUUUUUAUAGAAAAGUUGGUUGGUAAACAACUAAAAUACUGUCAUCCCUCACAUUUCACUCUAUAUCUGUAGAGUUUAUUAUGUAUUUAUUACAUUACACUGUACACAUUUCCCCUGUAUGUUAAUA